Molecule: messenger RNA, 726 nt
Organism: Oikopleura dioica
Lineage: Eukaryota; Metazoa; Chordata; Appendicularia; Copelata; Oikopleuridae
Source: the annotation of a GenBank genome assembly
AUGAAAGACGUUUCAAUCUUGAAGCUUGAAAAUCUUCGAUCACAUCCUGAUGCCCAACUUCGAGUUAUGGAGACAGAUGAUGCAUAUCACCUGCGUCUCUCAUGCCAUUGUGCUACAAAAAUUGGUAUUCCUGAUCACCUCUUCAAAGAAGCCAUCUUUUGGCUAACAGCGCUUUGUGGCGGAAAAUUCAUCAAGUUGGAAGAGUCUCAUUGGAAAGAUCCUCAUUUCAAGGCGACUUCUCAUCUCUUCUGCGAGAAAGACCCAAACCAGGUGUUGAACAUUUUGGCCCUCGUCUCUCAACGAAAAAAAGCCAUGAUGAUAAAUUCCGAUCCACGUGCCAUCCCGUACAAACUUGGAAGCAAUAUGCUUUGGAAAGUGAUGCUCAAAAUGAUUUUCAGCGGGCCAGACAUUUGCCUCGUACAUGCCUUCCAAGAAUUCAUUGUUUCUCCAGAAGAUUGGGCGGAGAUGAACGAAAUUCAACAUGGUAAAUACCAAGAUAUUUUCUACGAAAAGAAGAAAGCCAAGAAAGCAGCAGGUCUUCCGACUUCAGUGAAAGAAGCCCUCCAGAAGGCAAACAACAAAAAAGCGCAGUCUGUCGAUUCGCAAGAACCCAACGUUACCAACAAACCAUCAAAGAAUAAGAAGAACAAGAAAAACAAGAAGAAGCCGAAUCGAGGAAAAGCUCCCAACAACAUCCGCAAGACGAAGAAACCAACCAAACUUUGA